Messenger RNA from Zymoseptoria tritici IPO323, 297 nucleotides. RefSeq lists its product as uncharacterized. The annotation marks the transcript as partial. Gene Ontology annotation, molecular function: structural constituent of cytoskeleton; GTP binding. Lineage: Eukaryota; Fungi; Ascomycota; Dothideomycetes; Mycosphaerellales; Mycosphaerellaceae. Gene Ontology annotation, cellular component: nucleus; microtubule; cytoplasm. Gene Ontology annotation, biological process: mitotic cell cycle; nuclear migration by microtubule mediated pushing forces; nuclear division. The transcript has a single exon. The record is from RefSeq and is a predicted model, not a curated record.
UCAGGCAACGGAACGUACGUGCCGCGCACCAUCUACGCCGAUCUCGAGCCAAACGUCGUCGAUGAAGUCCGCACCGGCACCUACCGCAGCCUUUUCCACCUGGAAUUGAUGAUCACUGGCGAGGAGGAUGCGUCCAACAACUACGCUCGCGGACACUACACUGUCGGCAAGGAGCUCAUCGAUCAGGUGUUGGACAAGGUCCGCCACGUCGCCGACAACUGCUCUGGUCUCCAGGGUUUCCUCGUCUUCCACUCCUUCGGUGCUGGCACUGAUGAAUUAAAAAUAGAUACGCAAUGA